Molecule: messenger RNA, 1774 nt
Organism: Haliotis rubra (blacklip abalone)
Lineage: Eukaryota; Metazoa; Mollusca; Gastropoda; Lepetellida; Haliotidae
Product: zinc finger protein 3 homolog
Exons: 3
Coding region: 399-1538 (379 amino acids)
Biological process (GO): regulation of transcription by RNA polymerase II; cell fate commitment
Cellular component (GO): nucleus; cytoplasm
Molecular function (GO): DNA-binding transcription factor activity; RNA polymerase II cis-regulatory region sequence-specific DNA binding; histone deacetylase binding
Source: RefSeq, a predicted model, not a curated record
GAUUAUUACGUAAUUCUAUUGGCUCACCACAUUUACUCCUCCAAGGUAGUAUCGUAAACUUGUCAUAUAUUCUACAGCUAGGAUCAAUCAAGUUGUAGCGAAGUAAUAUAUAAUGCAGUUUACUUUCUGCAGUGUGUGCACCAUGAGAACAUGCCGGCCUCACAUUUUAAUGUCUGGCGUAAUUGCACAUGCGUAUUAGACCUCAUUGGCAUGUUGUAAAAUGUUCAGCGCAACGAAUAUAAGAAACCAGUUCAGCAAAUGUCAGACGCGUGAACAAACAUAUUCCACAGUUUGUUAAGUUGCUGACACCAGAAAACUGUUGUCCGUCUCAUAAUAACAGCCACGCCCACUUAUAUUCCGUUUGCUGCCACCAGUGCAAGGUAACUUUGACUACAGACAUGGCCACAGACCAAGAAGUGUGCCGAGACGAUGACAAACUGGAGGAAGCAGAGGAUGCAGACAUGGGAAUGUCCAGUAAAACCCUGAAUGACAAAGCAAGCAGGAAAAAACUGUCUAUGGAAAGUAGAGAAAAAAUCAGGGCUCUCCUUCAAGAAGGUUUAACUCAACGACAGAUUGCCAAGCACAUGAACGUGUCUUCCUCAGUGAUUUGGAGGUUUGAGAAACGACUGAAAGAAACAGGUGGAGUUGAAGACAGGCACAAGGGACGCAGGGCUAAAAAAAUCCGUGCCCCCACAGAACACUGGAUUGACAUCGGCGGAGAACGCAAGUAUCAGUGCACACAUUGUCAAAAGACUUUUGUGUACUUUUCACAAAUUCAUGAACAUAUAAGAGUUCAUACUGGGGAAAGGCCGUUUAAAUGUGACCAGUGUUUCAAAGAAUUUGCUCAGUCAAGUGCGUUGAAACGUCACCUUAUUAGUCAUUCAAAGGAGAGACCUUUUAUGUGCGAUUUCUGUGCGAAGUGUUUUGCGGAUCCAGCAUCCCUUCGUCUACAUGUCCGCAUUACAUUAUAUACAGGAGAGAAGCCGCAUAAGUGUAGAUUCUGUGACCGUCGUUGCACGACAGCCGGGAACCUCAAUGCCCACAUGAGGGUACACCGAAACCAAUACAACAAUGAGAGCAGGGCCCAGGGCAUGAUGACUGAAACGAAUUUGACUCGAAUCAAGAUGACCGAAACAAAGGAAGGAAGGAACGAAAAUGAAUGGGGAAUGAAACAGGUGGGAGGGGAUGAUAAAGGUAUGACCAGUGAGGAAGAUGUUUUAGGCAGUGAGAAUGACGGCGAUGAUGAUGAUGAUGAUGAUGAAGGCAAAGAUGAUGGUGAUGAUGAUGAUGAAAGCAUGGAUCCAUGUGUAGGCAGGAAGGAACACAUGAUAAGUGCACUGAGGGAGGAAGAUGGAAUAGAUAUGGAAAGUAGGGAGGGAGAAGGAAUAGAUGCACAUGAAGACAGGCAAGAAGAAAUAGAUGAUCGUUCUCACAGUGAGCAAUGGAUGCACCAUGUGAUGCACCAAGAGAUGGCCCCCAGUGAUGGAUCACACCAGCUUUUAGGCAAGGAAAGGGGAGACAGUCAGUGGGAUGAGUGAAGAUGUGUGUCCAGAUUAAACAAGAACCGCAAGAGAUGAGCACUGAAAACACAAUGUCUGAAGAAGAAUCCCAUGAAGUCCAACUGAAGGAACCAGAGGUGACAUUCUCUGUGGAUCCAGAACCAUGUAAAACACCACGCAGUUAAGUCAAGCAGGAGAAGGCUGUCCAUGGAUGACAGAGAAAAGGUCCGAGCUCUCCUACAGAAUGGGACAUCUCGGCACAACAGGUUUCCAGA